CAAUGAUUUCGUCAGUUUAAAUCAUCUUGCAAACAGUACAAGUUAAUAUUAAUUUAUAAUUUUUUUUGUCAUUGAUAAAACAAUACUAAAAAAAAUGAAGGGUAUUUGUGCAGUAAUAUUAAUUUCAAUGGUUGUAUUUGUGUGUGGCAAACCAAGUGGUGAUGCUGCUGCACCAUCACAAGUACCACAAUUAAGUGAUUUAAUUGCCCAAGCUAAAACUGGUAUUGAUACUCUUACCAAGGAUCUUCAGGAAAAAACUGGAAUUAAUCAAGAAGAAUUUGUUAAAACCGUCAAGACACAGAGUGAUAAUCUUGUAGCAAAUGUUCAAUCUUACAUUACCAAAGUUUCUGAAGAUAUUAAAACAAAAAGCCCUGAAUUAGAAAAAACAUGGAAUGAUGUUAAAGCAAGAUUAACAGAAGUUACCAACAGUAUAAAUGCACAAAUACCAGAUGCCAAAGAAAAUGCUAGUUUACUUCAAGAAAAAUUAACAAGUGGUCUUCAAGUUAUUCUUGAUGAAAGCAACAAAGCAGUUAAAACAAUUAAUGAAAAUUCAGGACAAGUACAAGAAGACAUUGCUAAAUUUACAAAACAAGCUGUUGAAAUUGCUGCUCAAACAACUAAAAAUCUUGAUACUAAAAUUCGUGAACUUGCUGCUGCUCCAGCUAAAGCCUAAAAUUAUCUUCACUAAUAACUCUUUUUUUUACAUUAUAAUUAAAUAAAUAUUUAUAUAAAAAUGUUUAUAAAUAUAUAUUGAAUAAAAAAUAAAGAUAAUCACAAUUUA
Aphidius gifuensis is the source of this 781-nucleotide messenger RNA. RefSeq lists its product as uncharacterized. Gene Ontology annotation, molecular function: lipid binding. The record is from RefSeq and is a predicted model, not a curated record. Gene Ontology annotation, cellular component: extracellular region. The transcript has 2 exons. Lineage: Eukaryota; Metazoa; Arthropoda; Insecta; Hymenoptera; Braconidae. The coding region runs from base 95 to 673 and encodes 192 amino acids. Gene Ontology annotation, biological process: lipid transport.